GUAAUGAUGAUGGCGGUGUGAUGCAGGCAAGGGUAAUGCACGUCGCGCGCGCGAUGGAGGUCCAGCAGGGCAUGCAGGCUGUGGCGGCGGCAAGUGUUGGGAGGGGCGUGCUGGGCUCGGGCUCGGGCUCGGGCUCGGGCUCGGGCUCGGGCUCGUGGUCGGCGAGCGGCGGGGCAAUGAUGCCCGCGUUGGUGCGCAGACGGCAGCGUUCGGCGUCACCGGCGAUGGAACUGGUGUCGUCAGCGAUGGUCUCGCCGCUGGCCGACAGUCUGCAGCGUCAGCAUGCGGCAGAGGACGAUGACUCGGACGAGGCGGCGCUCUCGCUGAUGGACGCACUGCGGGGACUAUCGAUGGACCUUGGAUCAUGGGAUGGGUCUGCAUCGCCGUAUUUGGCGCAGCUGCACGCGUAUGCGGGGCCGCUAGUCGCACCCGAGACCGAGGCCGGAGAUGGCAACGCCGACGGCUCUGCGAGCAUGCGACUGUCGCAGCUCGUCGAGUCUGAGAGCCUCCGGGUCUCAUCGCGGAUAUCUGAAGUGAUCGCCAAGGCCGAGGCGUCGCUGGCACAGUCGCAGCAGGAGCUGGACCUCCCGAUAGAUAGAGGCAGCGACGGGCACGCGGCUUGCCGGGCAGAGAUUGCGGAGCUGCGGCUGCGGCUGAAGAACGAGGUGAUCGCGAGGCAGCAGGUUGAGUCGGAGCUCCGGGCCGAGGUGGCGGCACGUCUCGAGAUAGAGGCCGAGCUGGAGGCUGUCCCCGAUAGCACAUCUAGUUUACGGCGUGACAGGCUCGAAGCACAGGCGUCGGUCGACUCCUUGUCGUCGGUCUCGUCGCUCGACCAGCUGCGGCAGUCGAUGUCGGGACUGCUGCGGCCAGGGAGCUCGGCGGAUGGACCAGCGGCCAAGCUGGUGAUCCACGUCCGCGCAGGGAACGACGGGACACGGAUGCGCGUGGUACGUGCCGAGGCAUCGGGGCAGCGGCGGCGCAAGCUGUGCGACGGCACGCUCGGGCCGGGCCUGUUCGACCCGAACCUCCGGCCGCCAGGCCUAUUCGCGGCAAUGGGCUGA
Thecamonas trahens ATCC 50062 is the source of this 1061-nucleotide messenger RNA. RefSeq lists its product as uncharacterized. The transcript has 2 exons. Bases 21 to 1061 code for a protein of 346 amino acids. Lineage: Eukaryota; Apusomonadida; Apusomonadidae. The record is from RefSeq and is a predicted model, not a curated record.